Acanthaster planci (crown-of-thorns starfish) is the source of this 3352-nucleotide messenger RNA. RefSeq lists its product as uncharacterized. Gene Ontology annotation, cellular component: mitochondrion. The record is from RefSeq and is a predicted model, not a curated record. Gene Ontology annotation, molecular function: oxidoreductase activity. NCBI's taxonomy places the organism in Eukaryota, Metazoa, Echinodermata, Asteroidea, Valvatida, Acanthasteridae. Gene Ontology annotation, biological process: carnitine biosynthetic process.
UAUCCGUACUGUGCAGCUACAGGGCCAGAGACUGUCUGCACCUCCUGUUUGUUCCUGAAAGAUUCCAUGAUGAAUGCCAUCAGGUGUUCCGUUGUUAGCCGUCAUUUCAUGGGUCUUACGAAGAGUUCAUCUUCUUGGCCCUCAUGCUCCAACUUCUUGAAGUUGAAAACAAAUCAGUCAGUUGCUGUGAGCUGCAGUGGUUGGGGUGCCAUUUACACAUCCAUACGUUGCAGCAGUCAUCAAACCGAGACAGUGGACUCACUGGGCUUUUUAGCUGAUCUGAAGGCUCAAGGAAAAUACAUAGAUGUAACAUGGAAGGAUUCCACAUCUAGUCGGUAUUACAGUUUGUGGUUGCGGAAAAACUGUCAUUGUCCAGCCUGUCGUCACGACAAUGGACAGUUACUGCUACCAAGCUUUUCCUUGCCUGCGUCGCUUACCGUCAAAUCAACUAAGGUGGAUCCCGCGAACGGUAGCGGUACCCUGCUCAUUGAGUGGAACGAGGAGUCCCACCAGACCACCCUGCCCCUCUGCUGGCUGAAGGAGAACAGCUAUUCCAGGCCAGCACUCCAGCAAGCCUCCCAUAAACAAGACGUCACUGUAUUCAAGGGUCCCAUUAAAGAGUUCAAUAUUCAAGACAUUACAGCUGUUGGAGACAAGGUCAACAGAUUCUUUAAAGAUUUGAAUGAAGAUGGAGUUGUACUUGUCAAAGGCGUGCCUAUUGAAAAGCACCAAGUCUGCAAGGUUGCAGAAAUAAUUGCUCCAGCCCAACACACGCUCUAUGGAAAGACUUUUAGUGUGGAGGCAAAAGAGGAUGCCAUCAACGUUGCCUAUACACCUCAUGCCCUGGAACUGCAUAUGGAUCUCGUGUAUUACCAGUCGCCACCUGGACUGCAGCUGCUCCACUGUCUACGCUUUGACGAGCAGGUGAUGGGAGGAGAAAGUGUCUUCUUAGACACAAUCCACGUGGCUCAAGAAAUGCAAUGGCACCAUCCAGACUUGUUUGAUACGCUCACCAGAGUCCCUGCCACCUUCCAAAAAUUUCAUUUCGAGAGGGAGACACCAGCAGCAUUCAGAUACCAGCGACCUCAUAUCACAGUCAACAGAGAGGGAAAGAUUACCUCCGUGAUUUGGUCCCCUCCAUUUGAAGGCCCUCUCAAGGUUCCCGAGGAGGAUGUUGCACCGUACUUUGAGGCAUACAGAAAAUUUGCUGAACUAGUGAAUACUUCAGAGCUGCAGUUCAGUCACAGAUUACAGCCUGGGGACUGUGUCAUCUUCAACAAUCUACGCAUCCUCCAUGCAAGAAAUGCUUUCACUCUGAAUGGAGGCAAGAGACAACUCAUGGGGUGUUACAUCAACAUUGAUGCCUUCAAGAAUCGAGUGCAGGUGGCGCACAUACAAUCUGGGUCUGAAGAAAUUGCCAAGAGAGUAAACAACGGAGACUAUUCCUAGUCACCACUGCCUUGUUCCCAGUUAUGAAGGCAAGCUAUAUGCAUUCUGUCUUUUUACCUCAGUGAAUGUUGGAGCUGUCCUUGGCAAUUUCACAGAAAGUUUACACGGACUAAUCACAUCAGGGAUAGAAGUAUGGGUAUUUCACCAGUAGAUGUUGCAGUAAUGACGUAAUAAUGUUGUUAUCAGGUAUAAAAGCCACUGAAAAGUGACUAUCCUGACUGGAAUGACACCUUGACUUCACAGUUGGGACAGAAGUAGACACUUCCCAGGGAAACAUUUUUGUCAGAUUUUUUCUCAUUGGACUUUGCUUCUAGGAUUAUCACAAUUUCUUAUUUUAGAUGCUUGUACCAAAAGACCUUUCAUUAAUGACAGUUGCUAAUCAAGCCUCUGCAGGUUGUCACUGUAUUUCGAGGCUGUCCUUAGCCGUCCACAGCCACGGCUUUGUGUGAGGAUUAGUGCAUACCACACAUACAGUCUAGUCACCAUAAAGCUGCUGGUUCAAUGGGGCCUGCUGCUGGACAAAGCUUUGCAUACUGGGCAUACCACAGCCCAGCAUUCACAGUCAAAAUAAUCCAGGCUUGAAGGGGUUAAACCUGCCAAAAUGUUUCUUGUGGUUCCUUAGGCCUACCUUAGUUUUUGUUCUGUGGACUAGCUCAGGAUAAGUUUUUGUGUGUGUUCUUUUCUUGUCUGAUCUGUUUUAUUGUUUCUUAGCCUGUCUUGACUUGGGUAAUUAUUUGUCUUUUAAUUAGGUUAAUUAUAGAUUUGUUGUUUAACCUCUUUAAUUCUUAUCUAUUCUUGGGUAAUUUAUCUGGGAUGGAAGUAUUUUGAAUGCAUUUUUCUAAUUUUAUUUUUUGUGAAAUUGAUUGUAAUUCAGCUGUUUGGCUGCAAAAGUCUAUUUUUGAUAAACCGUUUUAUAAUAUAACAUUUUAUAAUAAUAUGAUUUGAACUUCACUCAUUUGAGUCAUCUGUUAUGAAUAUUAGAUAAGGCAACUUGUUGGCAUCAUUACUUGCUACAGCACAGACUUGUGACUUGUAUAAGUAGAAGGUUUUUUGUAUCAGGAAACCGAUAGAUGUAUCAGGGUGAGCACAUUCCCAUGUGUAAAAGGCAUUAGCACAAGAUUCAGUGCAUGAACCAAUAUGCUUGCGUACUCCAUUCAUUUUCACUGCUCUACCUGGUGCAAAAUGAUCUUGCACUUUGAUACCCUACAAGUAGAUGUCUCUCAUUGGACUCUCCCAUAGGAAAAUUGCAAUGUGUAUUCAAUGCCACCAGGUGUGCGUAUGCCCAGAGUGCAAAUGUUCUGUGCGUGCAUGUUGAUCGAAAUCUUGAAAUACAGCACAGCUGAUGGGCAUCACAAAAAUUUGACAUCCAAAAUGAUGAUGCAUGUGGCAGUCAGUAGGAAGGGGUGUCAGUGGAGUGACCUGUAAGAAAUUCAGGGUGCCUAUAAACUGUAGAUUUAAAUUGGAGGUUUAUCCAUACUUUGUGGAGGUUAGAUAAGGAGGCACUUUUCUGCACUGAACACCUGCUGCAUGUUGUGUCUUCCUGUUAAUGAAUUCUUUCCCUUGUGUGGCCCCUUCCAUGCCUGAUGAUUGUAAUGGGGACUUUCAUCAUGCUGUGAAUGGUAUAUUUUGGCCGUCUAGAGAUGCACUUGUGCUAUUUCCACGACUAUGUUCUCAUUGGCUUUUCUACAUAGUACGAUAUGCAAAGGAGGCUUUGUUUUUCUACCUCUUUUUUUCUCUUUUUUUUUUAGGUUUCUUGUCUUCUUCUUGGUCUUCCAGCACUUAUUCUCGUCACCUCUUUGGGCAUUAAACAAAGUCAUAUGACUUUGUAACUUUACACUGAAAGCAAGGGAAACAUGAUGUCAUGAUGAUGUCAUCACCUGAUUUAUUAUGGAAUUUUUAAUAU